Molecule: messenger RNA, 1254 nt
Organism: Aspergillus luchuensis
Lineage: Eukaryota; Fungi; Ascomycota; Eurotiomycetes; Eurotiales; Aspergillaceae
Gene: pgkA
Product: phosphoglycerate kinase pgkA
Exons: 3
Coding region: 1-1254 (417 amino acids)
Biological process (GO): gluconeogenesis; glycolytic process
Cellular component (GO): cytosol
Molecular function (GO): phosphoglycerate kinase activity; ADP binding; ATP binding
Source: RefSeq, a predicted model, not a curated record
AUGUCUCUCACCAACAAGCUCGCUAUCACCGAUGUCGACCUCAAGGACAAGCGUGUCCUGAUCCGGGUCGACUUCAACGUCCCCCUCAAUGACAAGAAGGAGAUCACCAACAACCAGCGUAUCGUCGGUGCUCUGCCCACCAUCAAGUACGCCAUCGACAAUGGUGCCAAGGCUGUUGUCCUCAUGUCCCACCUGGGCCGCCCCGACGGCAAGAAGAACGACAAGUACAGCCUGAAGCCCGUUGUUGCCGAGCUCGAGAAGCUGCUUGGCCGCAGCGUUGUCUUCACUGAGGACUGCGUUGGCCCGGAGGCUGAGGAGGCCGUCAACAAGGCCACUGGUGGCCAGAUUGUUCUCCUUGAGAACCUGCGUUUCCACGCCGAGGAGGAGGGCAGCUCCAAGGAUGCCGAGGGCAAGAAGGUCAAGGCCGACAAGGAGAAGGUCGCUGAGUUCCGCAAGGGCCUCACUGCUCUUGGUGACGUCUACAUCAACGACGCUUUCGGCACUGCCCACCGUGCUCACUCUUCCAUGGUCGGUGUUGACCUUCCUCAGAAGGCUUCUGGUUUCCUCGUCAAGAAGGAGCUCGAGUACUUUGCCAAGGCUCUCGAGAGCCCCCAGCGUCCCUUCCUUGCCAUCCUGGGUGGUGCCAAGGUCUCCGACAAGAUCCAGCUGAUUGACAACCUGCUCCCCAAGGUCAACAGCCUGAUCAUCACCGGUGCCAUGGCCUUCACUUUCAAGAAGACCCUGGAGGGUGUCAAGAUCGGAAACAGUCUCUUCGACGAGGCUGGCAGCAAGAUCGUCGGCGAGGUCGUCGAGAAGGCCAAGAAGCACGACGUCAAGAUCGUUCUCCCCGUUGACUACGUCACUGCCGACAAGUUCGCUGCUGAUGCCAAGACUGGCACUGCCACCGAUGCUGAGGGUAUUCCCGACGGCUACAUGGGUCUGGACGUUGGCGAGAAGAGUGUUGAGCUCUACAAGCAGACCAUUGCCGAGGCCAAGACCAUCCUCUGGAACGGUCCCCCCGGUGUCUUCGAGAUGGAGCCCUUCGCCAACGGCACCAAGAAGACCCUCGAUGCCGUCGUCUCCGCUGCUCAGUCCGGCUCUAUCGUCAUCAUCGGAGGUGGUGACACUGCCACCGUCGCCGCCAAGUAUGGCGUCGAGGACAAGCUCAGCCACGUCUCCACCGGUGGUGGUGCCUCUCUGGAGCUCCUUGAGGGCAAGGAGCUGCCCGGUGUUGCUGCCCUGUCGAGUAAGUAA